Haemonchus placei is the source of this 1404-nucleotide messenger RNA. Lineage: Eukaryota; Metazoa; Nematoda; Chromadorea; Rhabditida; Trichostrongylidae. The record is from the annotation of a GenBank genome assembly.
AUGCUGACGUGGCUGUCCUGUCGUAGUAUCUCUACCAGCUGUCGGGCAGCACGCAGAGCGGUAUCAUGGUUCACUGAUAGGACGGAAAUAGCAGCCCCCAUCGAUGGAAAAGAACCUAAAAUCUGCGGUUUGGAUGAAGCUUUCGGCCGGAUUAAAUCAGGUGACAGCAUUUACAUUCACGGGUUAGCGGCUACUCCAACCCCGCUACUGAAGGGUCUUUGUGAGCAUGUAAAGGCUAAUGAUCUGAAGGAUAUUAGGCUGCAUCAUCUCAUUAUCGCUGGAGGAGCACCAUGGACAACACCUGAGUUCAAAGAACGGAUGCGCUCUAACUCCCUGUUUCUUGGGGACAGCCUUCGGGAUGCUGUUAACGAGGGUGCUGCCGACUUCAACUCAUGCUUUUUGCAUGAAAUCCCGAUGUUUUUCCGUAGGGGAGCCAUCAAACUCAAUGCCGCCUUGGUCCAUGUGUCUCCACCUGACAAGAAAGGUUUCUGCUCAUUGGGAGCUUCUGUGGACAUUACAAGAGCAGGUGUUGCGAAUGCUGACUAUGUCAUCGGUAUGAUGAACAAGAAUAUGCCGAGGACGUUUGGUGACAGCGUGAUUCAUUCAUCCCACAUCGAUGUGCUCGUCGAAGAUAAUUCGUUCCAACUUCACGAACUCCAUCCUGAAGAAAUCCACGAAGAAGAACAUAAAAUUGGUAAACUUAUCGCCGAAAACUUGGUGACGGACGGUUCAACUCUUCAAAUGGGUAUCGGAGCUGUACCAGAUGCCGCCUUAGCUGCCUUAAAAAACCACAAAGACCUUGGCAUUCACACAGAGAUGGUCUCCGAUCGUAUUUUGGAUCUUCUAGAAUGCAGUGCUAUCAGCAACAAGAAAAAGACGGUCCGUCCCGGCAAGCUUGUAGUCUCGAUCGCCUACGGUAGCAGAAAGCUCUACGAUUAUCUGAACAAUAACCCGGCAGUCGAAUUCGGCGAUGUCCAAUGGGUCAAUGAUCCCGCCAUCAUCAGACAAAACCCCAAGGUCGUGGCAAUAAAUUCGGCCGUCGAAAUUGAUCUCACUGGACAAGUGGCCGCUGAUUCGGUUGGUAAGCGAUUCUGGUCCGGAUUCGGUGGUCAAGUGGACUUCAUUCGCGGAGCCAGCAUAGGCAACGACGGUGAAGGCAAACCAAUCAUCGCUCUUCAAUCGAUGUCGAGGAAAGGCAAAAGCAAGAUUGUACCCUACCUAGGCGAAGGAGCUGGAGUCGUCACAACUCGAUCCCAUAUACAUUACGUCGUUACGGAAAACGGUAUUGCUCAAUUGUGGGGAAAGAAUAUGCGGCAAAGAGCGUAUGAGCUCAUCGAGAUUGCUCAUCCUUCUCAACGAGAAAUGCUGGAAAAGGCAGCUUUUGAAAGAUUGAAGGUAAGGUAG